GUUUAAGGAAAAUAUAGCAGAUAAUACCAAACAAGCAAAAUAUUUACAUUUAACCUAAAUUUUUCAGCAAUUUACUGUGCAUGAUCUCAAACCUGUGACACAAUUUUGAGGAUAACUUAAGGUAAAACAUGGCAGUCUCAGGAAAGAAAGCUUCUAAACAAUUUUCAUCAUUAGCAACAUCCAUGGCAUCAGAUGAAGAUCUUCAACUUUACUGCCAGCCUUGUGACGAGGAGGGAACUACACUACCUGCCUAUGGUUUCUGCACUGACUGCAAGGAACACCUCUGCAAGAAUUGUUUUACAGCACACAAAGUGAGUAGGCUUUCCAAACAUCACACACUUCAGGACGCUACUAAUAUGCCUAAAGUUUUGCAGCACCCCUCAACAUCCAUUGACUCAGGCCAGUCUGAUGCUCUGACCACACCAUGUCUUAAACAUCCACAAGAAACGAUCAAGUUCUACUGCAAUAAUCAUACAGAAUUUCUUUGCAGUGUUUGUGUUACCCUUGAACAUCAAGCUACCCCCUGCAAUGUUGAUUAUAUACCAGACAUUUCUGGUGAUAUAAUAGACAGCAAAGAAUAUCAAGUUAUCUUUAAUGCAGUAAAUACUACUUCUGCAAGAUUUCAACAGAUUUUAAAAGAUGUCAAGGACAGUACACACAAAUCAAACAGCUCUCUCAAAGAUGCAUUAGUUGACAUUAAAAAGUUUCGGCAAGAAAUCAACGAAAUACUAGAUAAACUUGAGAGACAGGCUGAAGAUGCAGCUAAAGUAAUAGAACAAGAUAACAACACACACAUCUAAAAGCAGUAGAAACAAAAUGUGAAGAUAUAACCAAAUCUCUGAGAACAUCAUCAGAUAACAUCAAACAACUUAACACAUCAAAACAGGCCAACAAACUGUUCAUGGAGCUUAAACUUGCAGAGAAAACAAUACAGAAUAUGGCAAAAACACAACGACUUUUAUCAUAUGAUAUAAAGAGCACACCUUUCAAUCCAAUGAUGCCAUAUUAAAUAUUGUCAAAACAGAGAAGUCUUUAGGUACAUUGACAAAAAAAAACUUUAAAUAAAAAAAUCUCAGUCAGUACAAAUUACGCCUAGACAAACUGCAGAUGAGGGAAAAAUCAAUGUGAAGACAUCAAAAGAUAAAACAAGAUGCUGGAUAACAGGAAUGGCUUUGCUGACUCAUGAUCUUAUUAUCAUUACUGACGGCAAUAACAAAGCUGUUAAGAUGGUGGAUACCAGCAGUCAAUCUGUGUCUGAUCAACUACAACUAGAUGGUGAACCAUGUGAUAUCACAACAGUAACCAGUACUGAACUUGCUGUCGCACUUCCUCACAUACAGACCAUACAGUUUAUAUCAAUCUCAUCAAACCAACUCAUUAAGAAGCACACUCUGAAGGUUGGUGGAGACUGUCGUGGUAUAAGCUGUUAUCAAGGUAAACUUGUUGUGGCAUUUCUUAGUCCUGCAAAACUACAGAUCCUUGAUAUGAAUGGCACUAUACUGACAACAAUUGAUGGAAAAAAUAUUUUUAAAUAUCCACAUUAUGUCACAUGUAAUAGAAGUUCAAUCUAUGUAUCAGACUGGGACAUAAAGCCAGUGACAAGAUUAAACUGGCAAGGUGAAGUGAUAGGUAGUUAUAGUGGUAUGAAUUACCCUUUAGGAAUGUCACUGUCAGAUGAUGGUACUGUCUUUGUGUGUGAUUGGAAGAAAAAUGUUAUAGAAGAAAUAUCAGGAGAUUGUUCUACAGGAAAGGUGGUGCUGCAGGAUCUGAAGGCACCAUUCGCUGUAUGUUGGUGUGGAGAAACAAAGAAGCUGUAUUAUAGCUGUGAUACUGUAGAUGAAAAGUAUAGCAACUUCCUUCAAAUCUAUAAACUGUCGUAGAACAAUACAACUUUAACUGUAUUAUCAAAACAAGUUAAUACAUAAUUAACUGCAUACUUUUGUUAUUUUGUCUACAUUAAAGUGGAUGGAUCUACAGUGGGCACAUGUUCCAAUAUUGUUUCAAAAACUGAUUUAAAAUAAUAAAAAUGAUAUCAUUUGCAUAUUCUUAUAAAAUAUUGCUUGGAAAGUUCUAAGUGGUGUACAUAGUAUGAACAUUUAUAUCAUGAAUUAAAAAUUAUUUUGCGGUUUGUUAUUAUAUCUAAUACUUAACAUUAUCAACAUAUUUUUUUUGUAUCACAAACCAUCCAUUAUAGACCGAUUCAAUUUAAGUCAUUAAAAAUAAAGUUUGUUUUGUCAUAAAAACAUAUUACCAAUGAGGAAAAUAAUUUUAAUGGAAAAACUGCUUUAAAAAUCUAUAAGCUUAUUUGAUUUUGUUACAUAUUCUUUAAUAGACGUGACUGAUAAAUGAUCUGAGGAAAUCUAAAUGCUGAAGAAGAAUAACUAGUGUGAUUAUUUAACAAGAAAGCUACAAUAAUAAAAAUACCGAAAUACUUCCUGUAAAAAAUAAAAAAAUAAUUUAUCAACUGCAAAUUCAUAAAAUUCCCUUUAAAAUACUAUUUCAUGCCUACUUAUAAUGUA
This is a messenger RNA of Ruditapes philippinarum (Manila clam), 2519 nucleotides long. RefSeq lists its product as uncharacterized. NCBI's taxonomy places the organism in Eukaryota, Metazoa, Mollusca, Bivalvia, Venerida, Veneridae. The record is from RefSeq and is a predicted model, not a curated record. The transcript is spliced from 2 exons. Bases 1167 to 1880 code for a protein of 237 amino acids.